AUGGGGUCGGUGUUCCGAAGUGAAGAGAUGUGCUUGGCGCAGUUAUUUCUACAGUCCGGUUCUGCAUACGAUUGCAUAAGUGAGCUGGGCGAAAUGGGUCUGGUCGAGUUUCGAGAUGUAAGUAGGCUGUUCCACCUGUCUGUCGAGCCUAUGUGCAGACUUGCAAUGCAGUAAUACAAGCAUUGUGUAUAUCAGUUAGUUAGGCCUACUCAGUGUCUGUCAGGUGUCAAUUAUAUUUCUGGACCAAAACUGUUCUUUGUGUGUCUGUCUGCGUCUGACUACCAGCGCACCCAGGGUUAUGCCUAAGUGUGUCUAUCAGUCCAGUUAAUGUGCUACUCUUGGAUCAAUUAUUUGUCAAAACAAAAAACUAAAGUAGCACAAACUGAUUAAGCAAAUCAAUAAAAGCAUUAUUUGAUCACAUAUAGUUGUCCCCCUAUUCUGUGAUUGUCUGGUAGUCUUGAUGGAGGUCCCUAUGCAACUGCAUAUGGUCUGUCUGUAUAUAAUUAAUGGGCUCCAAAAACCUGGUACCCAGGUACCUUGGUCACUAGGUUUGUUUAAUUUUAAUUGUUGUGACCUGACCUAGAUUUCAAAAGCAAAUGGAUUUGGACCUAUAUGUUGAUAUUUGAAUGAUACAUUCUGCACAGUAAAAUGGACUGGAAAGGAAUCUAUUUUAUGAACUCCAGGAUGUGAGCAUUGGGCCACCUGGCACAGUCACUGACCACUGUGCUCCUCUGGUUUCAGCUCAACCCCAGUGUCAACUCAUUUCAGCGCCGCUUCGUCAGCGAAAUCAAGAGAUGUGAGGAGAUGGAGAGAAUUCUGGGUGAGGUCACUGAGAUGGACACUAGACCAAGACUACUAAUACCAUACAGAUGUAGGAUCCUAAUUUGAGCCAGUUUGCUACAGCAGGAAAAUAAUCCUGCAGCAACAGGAAAUGUAAAUUAUUAUGUGGAUUAUACAAUUAAUGGACAUUUUUCUAGGGGAUGAUACAUUUUUCAUUAGGGCAAAUGAAGUAUGAAAUAUUCAAAGUGGAAAUUACAAGCGUUAGAAGCCUUUUUAAACCUCAAAUACACUACAAGUUUGCAUUUCCUGCGGCACAGGAACAUUUUCAGCAACAAAAGAGUGAUCAAAUUAAGAUCCUAUAUCUGUACCUUUGAUUUCGUGGGGUUUGAUCAGGCGCUGGUCACCUCUACAGAAUGACAUAUUGCUUUUGGUAACAGGAAUGCAGUGGGAUUGAAUUACAAGUCAUUCAGCUGUGAAAGACUGGCUUUGUGCUAGAUAUAGAUCUCAGUUGUUCUUCUACAGAUAAUUUUAGCAAGACCUCUUUAUGUUUUGAUCAAACGUGUCUCUGGAUGUUUCAACAGAUCCCAUGAUGAUUGUGUGUGCUCAGUCAGUCUUUGUUUAUCUGAGUAAACAAUAAAAAAAAAAGUCAUUUUUUGUUUUCUUUGGACAGGGUACCUUUUGAGGGAGAUCCGAAAGGCAAAUAUUGCUGUGCCAGAAGAUGAUGAAAUCUGUCCAGUCGCCCCUCCCCCCAAACAUGUCCUUGAGAUCAUGGUAGGUCUGAGAUGCUGUUUGUCAUGUAACGAACAUGUGCUGUGGUUGAUGUUCACUGUGUGGUCCUCUGUAGCUCAAUUGGUAGAGCAUGGCACUUGUAACGCCAGGGUAGUGGGUUCGAUCCCCGGGACCACCCAUCCUUAAAAAUGUAUGCGCACAUGACUGUAAGUCGCUUUGGAUAAAAGCGUCUGCUAAAUGGCAUAUUAUUAUUAUUAUUAUUUAAGAUGAAUUACUGAGUUGGUAAAUGUUUGAAGAUAGUAUUGACCAUGUGUGGUUUAGGGUAUUGAUUGUGUGUUAUUAAUGGUUGAGGGGAACUGAUUCGCAUAUGAUUGCUGUGGUCAAGGGGUGUUGACCGUGUGUGGUCUGUCUGCUGUGGUCUCCCAGGAGCACCUCCAGAGGCUGGAGGUGGAGCUUAGCGAGGUGGCCAGGAACAAAGAGAAGCUGCAGCGGAAUCUUCUGGAGCUGACCGAGUACACGCACAUGCUGAGGAUCACACACACCUUCGUACACAGCCGCUCCCGGGUUAGUGCCACCAUGUCUAUUUACAGAACUAUGAAUCCCACCAUACACAUUACUAUCACAUAACCUUUCCUCGUAACUGCUUAAUGCCAUUUAAGUAACACAUACUCUUAUCAGACUCACCCUUUGCUCUAUUGCCCUCCAAGACACAACUGUCAGUUGACAGUGACACCAUAUUUUGGCUCUUUCUGGCCUCUCUCCAUGUGAUGAGUAUCCUCAUCACCACACGCAUGAGUAUCACCUGACUUUGAACAAUGAACAUUUGGUCAUGUGAUUCCACAGCCUAUGAUGCACGUUUGUUUAGCAUGUAGAUUAUAGGCCAGGGUUCCCCAACUGGCAGCCCGCGGGCCAAAUUUGUUGGACAUAAAUGACUGUAAAAACACCAGGAAAUCAGCUUAAUAGAGAGACGUGAUUGUAUACAAAGGUUUGAAAUUAUUAUGUUUUAGUCACAUAUUAUAUCUGUAUGGGCAAUUUGCAGUCUACAAAUUAUUUGUCAUUAUGUUCCGGCCCCCCGACCAUCCGCUCAAGAAAAAAUUGGCCCACGGCUGAAUCUAGUUGAUGAUCCCUGUAAUAGGCUACACUUGACAAUAGGUGUAGCAAUGAAUUUCAACCAUUAUGUAAUAAUGUUGCUAUUACAGAUUUACAAAAGGUCUAUAAACUAGUAAUUAACGGUUUAUAAACUACUUAAAUACCACUUUAAGACUUACCCUUUUUUCAAAUUAAAGGUUACUUUUGUUUGUGUGUUGAUCAUGCUAACCUGACCUUUCCUUUUAUGCAGCAUGAGGCCCUUGGCCCCCAGUAUGAAGAGUUCCAAUCCAUUGAGUCAGACUCUGGAGGCUGCACCGGUAUGCAGAGACUGGGAGCCAAGCUGGGGUGAGAUUCACAGACAAACAUGUAUAAUAGACACUCACAUAAUGUGUAGCUAAUCACUGUGAGAGUCAGCUUGAGUAAGUGGUGAGUCUUGAGUGGUAAAGUCUUCCUCUUGGCUGUAGGUUUGUGUCAGGCCUAAUCCACCGGGUGAAGGUGGAGGCCUUUGAGCGCAUGUUGUGGAGGGUGUGUAAGGGCUACACUAUCCUCAGCUACGCAGAGCUGGGCGAGAGCCUCGCUGACCUGGACACAGUGAGUAGAAAUAGAUAGCAAUACGGAUUUCAGAAAUCUAUGUCUACCUCCAUAUCAUUUUUUUUUUGGAAUAAGACACAUAUUAUAUGUAUUGUGUGUGUACAUUACAGGGUGAGAUCAGCGAAAAUGUGGUGUUCCUUAUCUCAUUCUGGGGAGACCAGAUUGGACAGAAGGUCCAAAAGAUCUGUGAUUGGUAACUACACUUUUGCCACCACAAAACACAAAUUCAUCCAUUGCAUGCACACACUUCUUCAUCUCUCAAGCAUGUGUCUCUCAUUGAACUGUAUCAGUGAUAUUUUUGUAUGCUUUUCUUCCAGUUACCACUGUCACCUUUACCCCCACCCUGAGAAUGAUGAGGAGAGGGCAGAUGUGAUGGACAGCCUAAGGACACGCAUCCUGGACUUGAACAAUGUACGUCUGGGACUGAUAGUAUAUUGCCAGGACAUUAGCCAUAUGUCUCUCUGUCUGUCUGUCUGUUUGUCUGUCUAUAUGUAUGUCAUGUCAAAGGCACGGCCCAAACAAAGACACUAGUUAUAAGACUUUAUGCAAAUCCUUGAACAUGUCAAAUCUGUGCCCUGGCUCCACCAGGUGCUCCACCGCACUGAGGAGUACCUGAGGCAGGGGCUGCAGAAGGCCUCAGAGUCAGCCUUCACCUGGGUAGUGCAGGUGAAGAAGAUGAAGGCCAUCUACCACAUCCUCAACCUGAGUAGCUUUGACGUCACCAACAAGUGUCUCAUUGCUGAGGUGUGGUGCCCUGUCAAUGACCUGACCAACCUGCGGGGGGCGUUGGAGGAAGGCUCAGUGAGUGAGGCUGUUGAGGAUACCGUAGUCCUACAGAUACAGUAGUUUGUUUUGUCAAAUCUGGCAGUAGUGUGUAGUAAUGGAAUACAUGCUAUUUUCCCUUAUCAGAGAAAAGGUGACGCCACUGUACCAUCCUUUGUAAACCGAAUCCCAAGCAACGACACUCCGCCUACGCUCUUGAGAACAAACAAGUUCACCUCCGGCUUUCAGAGUAUCGUGGAGGCUUAUGGGGUUGGAGACUACAGGGAGGCUAGUCCAGGUGAGUACAGCUUCAGUAGACAGGCUAACCUAA
Coregonus sp. 'balchen' is the source of this 4282-nucleotide messenger RNA. The record is from the annotation of a GenBank genome assembly. NCBI's taxonomy places the organism in Eukaryota, Metazoa, Chordata, Actinopteri, Salmoniformes, Salmonidae.